UAUUAACAAAUGAUGAUAAAUAACAAUUAAUUAACUUCGGAGAAAAAGGCAGAUGAGUAGUUAUAAAUAAAUUGUCAACACUUCUUUUGCAUUGAUGACUAAGAUAUUAUUUAAGCAUGAAAAACGUUAAGUUUUGUUCGUAAAGCGAAAAUCUUCGCAAUUGACCUUAAAAAUUAUUUGAUAAUUCAGAAAACUGCAACGAAAGAACGUGAAGGAAAGGUCAUAACUCGGAGAGAUUAUAAAUUUGAUGCCGUCCAAUAAUUUCUUGGAUAAACUGAUGCAUCUAAUUUUAGAAAAGUAUAUAUAUGCCCCCAUAAGAAAGAGAACUCAGUCUCUUAAAAUCGGAAAUGUUGCCAAAAAAUGAUCCGCUCCAACAACAACAAGAAUUUUCUACCAUUGAUAAGGAAAAACAUGAGCAAGGAAAACAAGCGUCGCCAAUAACAACAAAAGCAAACGAACCAUCUGUUACAAAUGUAAAUAAUAACACAGCUGAUUGUAGUAAACAAAUAAGAAAUGGUGACGUGAACGAAGAGCUGGUUGAAGAAGAUAAAAAUGAAGAGGAAACAUUGUUGCAGUCUUUACAAAGGGGAAUAACGUUGAACGAUGUUAAAUUUACGGAAGAGAUAUCAGUAAUUACUUCCAGUCAGAAUUCGGACGAUGAAGAAUCUUCUUUGAUUAUGGCGGGAUUUGAGCGCCCUUUUUCUGCUCCUCUCGCACCUUUAGAUAACGAAUUAAUGGAACGUUUAAGACGUGAGCACGAUGCGAAACGUAGGUCUAAAGAGGGAAAAAAGAUAGAAAAAAAACCCUCUUUGUUGGCGAGAGCUAAUCGCAUGAGCGGCGGUGACGGAACUGGCGAUUCUGUGGCAAUGUUUGUGGAAAAUGAACGUAUGAACACUCAUGCCGGCUACGUAAGACCUUCAGUGCAUAGAACUGGUAGAGCUGAGAAAAAAGCCACCAGAGAUCUAAUAGGGAGUUGUGAGUGUAUCACGGCAGAGAGACGUUGGAGCGACAGUGCCGCGGCUGACUCAGCUUCUGUGACUCAAACAAAUUUGAGUUUAAUAAAAGACAGCACAACUUCUACCGUAUUAUUGCAAGACUUUUCCUCAAACUCAGCGAUUAACAAUAAUCAGUACAUUUUACCAAAGUCUCGUCAUUAUCAGCAUCGUCAUAAUUACCAUAAGCCUCAUCAUUGCCAAAAAUCCCACAAGAAGCCAAAUAAUAUUAAAUGCAAUUCAGUGACUCCUUCCAAAUCGCUGUUAUCUAUGACUGAAACAAAUUUAGCGCCGUUUGGAGAAACAUCAGAAGCGCUUGAGAAUGGCUUGAGGGCAAUCAAUGACUACUAUGCGAGGCAUGAGAAGAAUCUCUCCCUGUUCUUCGAGGAUGGCUUGCGUUCUAUUGAUUUCGUUUUGGUUUUUCGAUUGAACACCCAACUGCACAUAGAAGAAGCAAAUGCUGAAAAGCGUCGAGUGUACGAAGGAAAUUUGGAACUGGAGGGAUUGGAGAUUGAAAGGACGUUUAAAGAGAAAGAACAAAUUUAUUUUGUUAAGAUCCAUGCACCUUUAGAGGUUUUAAGACGAUAUGCCGAAAUUUUGAAAUUACGUAUGCCCAUGAAGGAGUUAAUUUGCAACGUGAAUAUUUUUGCAAAAAGCAAUCGUCUGCAUAAUGCAGCCCAAUACAUUUCACGAAAGAUACCUGGUAUGUCUGUGGUCAAUCGUUCUACUAAAAGUGUCUUUUCGAGUCUUAAAGGUGUUGUGACGUUUUUCAUGAAACACAUUUAUGUGGAUGAGCGUUAUUUUCCUCGACUUACACAACGUUUUACUGCCAUCUAUAGUCGUGAUAAGGAAUAUUUAUUUGAUAUACGUCACAGUAAUUUCUUUACGCCGGCUGUUCGUUCACGUAUCGUGCAAUUCAUACUCGAUCGUCAACGGUUUACACCAAAAACUCAAGAUGAGAUGGCUUUUGGUAUAGAACGUUUGGUAGCUGAUAAUGUAUAUUGUGCAGCCUAUCCCUUGCACGACGGCGAAAUCACUGAAAAGUAUACAAUGCGCAAUACCUUGUAUGAUCAUUGGGCUUCCGUGCGAAAAUGGUACCGCUAUCAACCUUUGGAUUAUGUGAAGGAAUAUUUUGGUGUUAAAAUUGGUCUAUAUUUCGCUUGGUUGGGUUUCUAUACAUAUAUGCUGCUGUUGGCCGCUGUGAUUGGUCUUAUAUGUUCCUUAUACUCCUGGAUUACCUUGAAAGACUAUGUACCUGUCAAAGAUCUCUGCGUUAGUAGUGUCAAAGCUAAUAUCACUAUGUGUCCUUUAUGCGAUUGGUGCAAUUUUUGGGAACUUAAAGAGACCUGUUUCUACGCGAAAAUCACUUACCUCAUUGAUAAUCCCAGCACGGUGUUUUUUGCAGUAUUUAUGUCCUUUUGGGCAGCAUUGUUCCUAGAACUUUGGAAACGGUAUUCCGCCGAAAUAACACAUCGUUGGGAUUUAACGGGAUUUGAUGUGCACGAGGAACAUCCCCGACCUCAGUAUUUGGCAAAAUUGCAACAUUUGCCGGCUACCCGAACCGAUUAUGUAACGAACAUGAAAGAGCCCAGAGUACCAUUUUGGCGUAUGAGAUUGCCAGCAGCUGUCUUUAGUGUUUCGAUGGUUCUUCUGCUAAUUGCUUUAGCCUUUGUCGCUUUGGUAGCUGUGGUGAUUUAUCGUAUGUCCAUGUUGGCCACUUUAAAGUUGCGCUCUUCGCCUUUAACUACCUCCAGCGCCAUAAUGGUUGCCACCGCUUCCGCAGCCUUUGUCAACUUAUGUCUCCUCUAUGUACUUAACUAUGUCUACAACUCUUUGGCGGAGUAUUUAACGGAAUUGGAAAUGUGGCGCACACAAACCCAAUUUGAUGACUCAUUGACUUUGAAAAUUUAUUUAUUGCAAUUCGUUAACUAUUACGCCUCAAUAUUUUAUAUAGCAUUUUUUAAGGGGAAAUUUGUGGGGCAUCCAGGUGAAUACAAAAAGUUCUUUGACUAUCGCCAGGAAGAGUGCUCUUCUGGAGGUUGCUUGACUGAAUUAUGCAUCCAACUGGGCAUUAUUAUGAUAGGUAAACAGGCGUUUAAUACAAUUUUGGAAGUGAUAAUGCCUUUCUUCUGGCGUCGCAUUAUGUGGGUCAAGGUGGGCCUAACGCGUGUUUUUUCCAGCAAACAUCACGAUGGCCCUAAAGAGAAUCAAGAACGUUGGCUCAGGGAUUUGAAAUUGCUCGAUUGGGGUGCUAGGAGCUUAUUUCCCGAAUACCUUGAAAUGGUUUUACAAUACGGGUUUGUUACAAUAUUCGUAGCCGCUUUCCCUUUGGCUCCGUUCUUUGCCUUAUUAAAUAACAUAUUGGAGAUGCGUUUAGAUGCCAAAAAAUUAUUGACUCAUCAUCGCCGGCCAGUAUCGCAACGAGUUCGUGAUAUUGGUGUUUGGUAUCGAAUAUUGGAUUGCAUUGGCAAACUAAGUGUUAUCACUAAUGGUUUUAUAAUAGCUUUCACCUCCGACAUGAUUCCCCGUUGGGUUUAUCGUGGUCUUGUCUCCCCAGAUGGUUCCUUGAAAGGUUAUUUAGAGUUUACCCUAUCGGAAUUUAAGAUAAGCGAUUCGGCCGCAUUAAAUAGUUUGGCUGGUGAUGAUUCAAAUUUAACCGUGUGCAGAUAUACAGAUUUUCGUGAACCUCCGAAUUCAGAGAAUAAAUAUGAGUUAAGCAGCAUGUUUUAUAUUAUAUUAGCCUGUCGUUUAGGAUUUGUGGUAGUGUUUGAGAAUUUCGUGGCCUUAGUGAUGAUAUUAGUACGUUGGUGUAUACCAGAUAUGAGUGUUGAACUAAGAGAUCAAAUAAGACGUGAAGUUUACAUAACAAAUGAAAUUAUUAUUGAACAGGAGACGAGAAGAGCCAGAUUUGAACGUGCCAAACAUAGCUCAUCUUUACGUUUACAAGACACAUCCGCGUCAGUAACUCCCGAUGCAAACGAUAGGUUCAUACGUAUAGAAAAGUUAUUGUGCAGUGAUUUGUCGCAAUCGCAAAUGGAUUUAAUUAUACAUGGAGAGAAUGCUGCUACUGGGAUACAAGGAGAAAUGAUCUGAAUCAUUUCAUAUUCAAUUAGUUAUUAGGCUUAAAGAUUAUUCUUUUAAGGACAUUUUUCAUGGUUCUUUCGUUAUUUUUCUUUUUCUUUUUGAAGAGAUCAACGGCAUUCAUCCAUUGGUGUUAUGAUUAAUCAUUUCUUUAACUUUAAGGAAAUUGGAUAGAAUUUAUUUGGAAAUUGGAAAUUCUUUUGUUAUAUUAAGAUUACAAAGUGCUUUUCGAUUUGUUGCUAAGCUACCUUUUUAUUUGUAGUUGCUUGCAUAAUGUGAUAAAUAUCCCUAACGUUUAAAAAAUCCCUAAAUAUCCUUAUAUUUAUUUAAAUAUUUAAACAUAAGUAUGUAAACAUAUGUCUUUAUACGUAAUAUCACAUCAUUGUGUGGACCCAAUAUCAUCUGAUAUUAUCUUCUAGGUAUCAGUGCCAAACUACUUUAUUUUAAAGCACAAAAUUUUAAAGACCUUUUACUGUAUAAAAUAUAAUUGAUAUAUUUAUUUAAUAAAAAA
This is a messenger RNA of Glossina fuscipes, 4584 nucleotides long. RefSeq names its product anoctamin-1 (gene subdued). Gene Ontology annotation, molecular function: chloride channel activity; protein dimerization activity. Bases 348 to 4085 code for a protein of 1245 amino acids. Gene Ontology annotation, biological process: chloride transmembrane transport. The transcript is spliced from 15 exons. NCBI's taxonomy places the organism in Eukaryota, Metazoa, Arthropoda, Insecta, Diptera, Glossinidae. The record is from RefSeq and is a predicted model, not a curated record. Gene Ontology annotation, cellular component: plasma membrane.